This is a messenger RNA of Paraglomus brasilianum, 1002 nucleotides long. NCBI's taxonomy places the organism in Eukaryota, Fungi, Glomeromycota, Glomeromycetes, Paraglomerales, Paraglomeraceae. The record is from the annotation of a GenBank genome assembly.
AUGAACAAACAAAGCAUUCUCUCUACAACGCAUUCGAUAUGGUCUCGUUUGUCAUCAGUACCAUCUUACCGUUCUGUUUUUGACACGGUAAAGAGAUCCUUAUCUUCAAGAGAAAGUUGGCGCUGGACAUUUCAUCAUUGCAAGGAUUCUAAUCACUUGCGGGCAGUAGUCGAUAGACUAUUUCAUAAGCAUUCUGAACCCCACGAACUGGCUAUCAUAGCGGCGCUAGAGGCAUGCGCGAGAAUACAGACAACGAAAAGGCAGAGAGAAGAAAACGUUACGAAUGGUAAUCGUGAAACAAAUGCUAAACGAUAUAAUCAUGUCUACGAUGAAAAUUGUAUCAGCGAUGUGCUUACCAUUAGAAAUGAUUUCAGUUAUGCCUGCCCGCCUUCUGGUUAUCGAUAUCAAUCUCUUUCUGAUGACAUGAAGCAAUAUUGGCUAGACGCACCGACGCAAUCUAGUGUUCGAUCAACCUGCAAUGUUCCAACACGGUACGAUACGUCAGACGACAUUCUCUCUAUCGCACAGAGCAUCAUGUCCAGAGUGAAUCCGCUUUCCCACACCAUUGCCAUGUAUAAUGCAUAUAUUGCCGUAUGUGUCGAGUGUAAUCGCCAUUCAUUAGCGCAUCAAGUUCUCCAUCAAAUGCGAUCGAUGGGCCUGACGCCUGAUAGUCAGUCGUAUAAACGGUUAAUCGCGUCUUACAUGUCGUCUGGUAAUUAUGGCUUGGCAUUGAAUGCAACUGAAGUGUGCACCGAUACAAUUAUCAAAUCGAUGCGCAGGGCUGCUCUUUUUAAAUCCACGUUUCAUCUUGGUAUUGGAAUAUUUGCUAUUAAAUGGAUAUCAUACGGAAUGUUGCUAAGCAAUUAUCGUGUCGAGGAAAUUUCAGUCGCGUGUAUUGGAAUGAGUGUAUUAAUGGUAUCUAGGGUGAUGAUGAGUUUAUUGUCUAAUGAAGUUUUCAGUCCUAUGAUGAAAGAUAGACAAGCUGCGGAAUUAAAGAGAGUU